AUGGGAGCCUCCGCAUCAAAGGCAUCCCGUGCUGCGGGCUCUGCUGCUCGGAAGUACCCAACCAGACCAGAAGCCCCAUCAACAACGACGGCGCCUAGCAAUGCGCCUGCACAACAACCACCGCCAGCGGCAGAUCGCCAGCCAGGACCUACUGUACGACCGCAAGCUCACGCCACUGGCAGUCGGGAUGAAGCCAUCAACCUCGAUGCAUCAGAUCCCGACUUUGCUCGAUCACUGCGCUCCCUAGGACCUGUCCAACCAAACCCUACUCUGUCACCAAGCUCGGCCUUUGGCAACAGUGGCCAGCAGUCGACAUCACCACCUGUUGGACCAGACCCGAAGCGCAACCCAGCAAUUGCGGUUCUAGAAGCACGAUCACGCUUACAGGAUCAAGCAGAGCUGGAGUUUCAGCAGGCCGGAAGAAGAGGUCACGAUGGUAGACAAUUCCUCGAUAUUUACAUGAUUAGGCAAAUACUGGUCCAACGGGAUGAGAAAGGCAAGACUUCCGCGGAGAUUGAGAAGAGUAUGGGCUUGAAGAGAGGCGUAGUAGACAGGCUCGGGCCAAAGGGUGUGAUCGGUUUGGCCCAGCAGCAAGGUCGUGCUGAGAAGGGCGUACACAUAGUAUAA
Molecule: messenger RNA, 627 nt
Organism: Recurvomyces mirabilis
Lineage: Eukaryota; Fungi; Ascomycota; Dothideomycetes; Mycosphaerellales; Teratosphaeriaceae
Exons: 1
Coding region: 1-627 (208 amino acids)
Source: RefSeq, a predicted model, not a curated record